AUGGUCGGCGGGGAGGUUGGAGGCUGGAGGAGGUUCGGAGGUGGAGGAGGUUCUGGAGGCGGCGGAGGAAUCGGCGGUGGAGGUCAGGUUGGAGGAGGUUCUGGAGGCGGGGAGGAGGUUCUGGAGGCGGCGGAGGAUGAGGAGGUUCUGGAGGAGGCAGGCUGGAGGCGACGGAAGGACUCGGCGGUGGAGGAGGUUCUGGAGGUGGCACUGGAGGAGGUUCUGGAGGCGGCGGAGGAUUUGGAGGAGGCAGCGGUGGCGGAUUUGGAGGCGGCGGUGGAGGCGGUAAAGGCGACGGAGGUGGCGGUGGAGGAUUUGGAGGAGGCAUUGGAGGCGGCGGAGGUGGCGGAGGAGGAUUUGGCGGCGGUUUUGGCAGUACUCGGGGGUAAAGGAGACCAUCACCUCCAUCAUCAACAAAUAAAGAUGUUGUCUCAUAAUAAAUGUAUAUCAUGAUGUCUGUUUAACCUCCGUCACUUGUGGCUCAAACGACAGCAUCACACUGACGGUCACUCACUGUCUGUAGUGACCCGUGAAAUAUUAAUGUUUUCUCGUGUGUUAUGUUCCUGCCUAAACUAUACACAUGCUGAAUCAUUGUAAGCUUGUAUGAUGAUUAUACUGAAUAAAUAUAUCCAUCUA
Homarus americanus (American lobster) is the source of this 636-nucleotide messenger RNA. Its product is annotated as short stature homeobox protein 2-like. The transcript is spliced from 2 exons. The coding region runs from base 1 to 453 and encodes 150 amino acids. The record is from RefSeq and is a predicted model, not a curated record. NCBI's taxonomy places the organism in Eukaryota, Metazoa, Arthropoda, Malacostraca, Decapoda, Nephropidae.